Molecule: messenger RNA, 369 nt
Organism: Merops nubicus (carmine bee-eater)
Lineage: Eukaryota; Metazoa; Chordata; Aves; Coraciiformes; Meropidae
Product: EMI domain-containing protein 1-like
Exons: 5
Source: RefSeq, a predicted model, not a curated record
AUGCUGGAGAGAUGGGUGAGCCAGGACCACGGGGACAGAAGGGUGACACAGGCCCCCAGGGCCUUCCUGGAGCACCUGGCCCUGGAGCUGCUACUGGGGAAAUUGGAGAAAAAGGCCAUAAAGGAGAGAAGGGCCAAGAAGGUUUGCUGGCAAGGUGGGACAGGUCUCCGAGGUCCUCCUGGGCUCGAUGGUCCCGAGGGAGUUAAGGGUGCAGCAGGUGCCCGGGGACCAGCGGGUGCCCUCGGGCCCCAGGGCUACACCGGGCACGGAGGAUCCAGAGGAGCUGCUGGUGCCAAGGGAGAGCCAGGCCGGCAGGGCCUGGUGGGUGCGAAAGGGGAACCGGGCAGGCUGGGCCAGCCGGGACAAACG